UCCAGUAGGCCAGCUCCCGUACCGUCGUCCGGGCCAUGAACAGCCGGUGAUUGGUCAAGAUGAUAAGGAGGACUUACUUUCCCAGUAUGGUGCAGGCUAUCACUGUUCUUACCGUGCUCAAGAUGCUUACCAACGCCCAAACAUCAUGCAACCAGGGCGCAGGCCGCGUGGUCUAUGAACGGCUUCCGGACCAACAACUGCAAGGCUUUGACGAUGAUGUGGUCAGAGAUACGUCUCCACCAUUCAGAGUGCUUGAGAAGUGUCAAGAGCUCUGUCUCCGGGAUAGAACUGCAGCCAACAAUCUCGUUAGAACUUGCACUUCCUUCGACUUUCAACCAGGGAGUCGGAUCGCCUCCUUCAGUGGCAUUGUGGAGUACGAAGAGUCUACCUGCUACUUGACUCGAGAACAAGCACACCCAGAGGGCAUCGGCAACCUGGUCCUUGUACCCAACAGCGUCCACUAUACAGAAGUCUGCCUAUCAUCAAGCCGCAUUGAACGGGAAUGUCCAAACAGACAUUAUGUGUUUGAGCGCCAUGCACACAAGAAGUUGAAGUUGCCAGUAAAUGAGAUCAAGGAGGUUGUGGCAGCAAACCGCACUGACUGCGAGGACAGGUGUCUGAAUGAGUUCAACUUCGUGUGUCGCUCGGUCACGUACGAUGCCACUGCUCGAAGUUGCUGGUUGAGCAGGUUUACUAGAAGAUCUCAUCCGGAACUGCUCGAAGAUGACCCAAAUUCAGAUUACCUUGAAAAUACUUGUCUCAAUGCUGAACGAAGGUGUGAUGGCCCAAUCAUCUUUGUCAAGGAGGAGAACAAAAGACUUGGAGGUCCUUUUGAAGUUGACAUCUACACUAACUUAUCACUCAUCGAGUGCCAAGCACAAUGCUUGAGAGCUGAAAAGUACUUCUGCCGCUCAAUAGAAUAUGAUGAGCAGAUCAGGAGGUGCAUCAUAUUUGAGGAAGACUCCAUGUCUCAGAAGGAUGACCUCAGGACUAGCAGUAGUCCAACACACGACUUGUACGACCUAGUCUGCCUCGACAGCCUGUCUGAUGCAGCUAAAGGGAGUGAGUUCCCUGAGAACUCCGUAACCUCCCAUUUAUUCUCGGGUGGAAGAAGACCAGACACGGCGUUCCAGAGGUACCGGAACUCUAGACUGGCAGGAGCAGAGUUCCACUCGGAAAUCACAGGUCGGUCGUUGAGUGAGUGCCUGGACGAGUGCCUCCGACAAGCCAGCUUCCAGUGUCGAUCUGCAAUGUACAGUGAGAGGUUCAGGAUCUGCCGACUGAGUCGCUUCAACCAGCGAGACGGCAUCAGGAUCAUCUAUGACGCUGAUUACGACUACUAUGAAAACCUGAUGAAUUACUAUGGAGAUGGUGGUGGCUUGGAGAGUGGGGGAGGAGGAAGUACCCACCAUCGACCUGAUGUUCUUGGUUCAGAUACAAGCUUUCAUGGAUUUGGACGACCCCAUUCAUACACACCUACAGGUGGUGUGGGCUAUGGUGCAGCAGGACCUGUUGGCAGUUUUGCAUCUCCUGGGGGCAGUUACGGAGCAGUAGGGAGUGGCUACAGUGGGGGUGGAGGAUCAGGAGGCUACGGGGGAGGCUAUGGGGCAGGAUACGGAGGAGGAGGUGUGGGAGCCGUCGGAGGGUAUCCUGGUGGUGGAUACGGAUCUGGAGGACACUCCUUUCCUGCAGAUGGUCCUGGACUGUGGGGUCCCCCAGGGGGAGGUGUGGGAGGUGUCGGUGUGGCGGGGGUGGGAGUUGGUGGAGUUGGAACAGGUGGGGUAGGAGGAGUUCCACCAGCGGCAGGUCAUGGAGCUGACUUUGGAGGUUAUGGGGCUGCGGGGCCUGUUGGAGGACCAGGGGUGGGUUAUGGUUACGGGGCCGGCCAUGCUGGGUUUGGUCACGGUGUAGGGGGCGCCGUUGGCCCUGGCUCAUUUGGACACUUUGGACCUGCCGGACCCUUCACUACUCGCUGUGAUGAAGGAGAUACCUACAAACAGGUUGGAGUGAGGAUGAGAGCUCGUCGUCAAUUUGUCCGCAGAUUUCUCUCGGUGCCUUCACUCGCCGUAUGUGAAAGAGCUUGCACUGAAGCUCAGGACUUCAUCUGCAGAGCCUUCAAUUUUAGACCUUACACAACUCCUUUUGGUCCACCUCGGGACAACUGUGAGCUCAGUGACCAUGAUUCUCGGGACUUGAACCCCACAAACCCCGCCUUCUUUGAGACCAAUGGAGAGUAUGACUUCUACGAGAGGUCCACCGCUCGCUCCGGCCCUGGGGGAGAAUGUCUGGAUGUGAAUCAAGUUUGUAGUGAAGAUGGAAUGGAGUUUACUCUGCGGACACCAGAGCCGUUCGUAGGGAGGAUAUACACUUACGGCUUUUACGAUCGAUGUUUCUACCGAGGCAACGGAGGGACUGUCAAUGUACUCAGGAUCAGUGGCGCCCAGGGUUAUCCUGACUGUGGGACGCAGAGGUAUGGUGAUACGAUGACCAACAUCGUCGUGGUGCAGUUCAGCGAUUACGUACAGACAGGCAGGGACAAGCGCUACAAUCUCACAUGUUUAUUUCGAGGACCUGGCGAAGCCGUUGUCACAUCCAGUUACAUGACUGCCAACUCCGGAAGCCCCAUUCCAAUCGAGUAUCUACCAGCUGAGAACUCUCUCAGUUCACGAGUGCGACUGUACAUUCUCUUCCAAGACCGUCCGACCAACACCAUAGCCGUUGGAGACCCCCUUACGUUCCGAUUAGAGUCGCAGGAGGGAUACAACUAUGCUACCGACAUCUUUGCUACGAAUGUCAUCGCUCGUGAUCCCUACUCUGGUCGCUCAGUACAACUCAUAGAUAGGUUUGGGUGCCCAGUGGACAACUACGUCUUUCCAGGGCUAGACAGGGCCAGAGAGGGUAAUGGACUGGAGGCCAGAUUCAACGCUUUCAAAAUCCCAGAAUCUAACUUUUUGGUGUUUGAAGCUACGGUAAAAACCUGCCGAGAAGGAUGUCAGCCGGCAUACUGCACGGCUCCAUCUGGUAAGAACGAGCCUUCCCUUGGGAGGAAGCGCAGGGAGGUGGAUAGUGAACCUUCCACUGAAGUGGUUGAGGAGGGAAAAGCAGACAACUCGACUGAAGAAGAGGAGCAAGUCAGGGAAAUGAUUGAGGUGUUUGAAUCACGCUAUGACAUGCCCCAGCAAGAACGUUUGGCAGAGACUGCACGACUUCUUAUGCAAAACGUUUGUCUCACAACCAGGGAAUAUUACGGACUGGUGUUUACACUAGUCUUUUUGUUCCUGCUCCUAAUUGGUUCUGUCACCUCAUCAGCUGUUUAUUACAAGAGAUAUUGGACGAUGUCAAAGAAAAAUAAACUAGCGAACAGCAGCAGCCACCUCCAUGAGGAUGUCUCCUCUGGAAGGCAGAGCAGCAUAUUUUCUCUAUUGAAUCCUGGACCUCAAAAAACCUUCUUUAGUCUGAGAAGUCGGUCUGUGGCGGAGCCAGGACCUCGAGCUUCAGAGAUGGGGCUGCCAGGGGUGUCCUCCAUCCUCAAUGGCAACAUGUUCCAGGACCCCAGUGAGCCCAUCUACACAGACCCGAGUCUAUUUGAACGGUCCCGCAGCCUCAGAAGCAUUGCCAUGUCCCAGAACGGCCACACACUCAGCAAAGAAGAUAUCUCCAACUUGUGCUGAGAGGCUAAACUCUAAAGACUUUAGAUUCCCAAGAAUGGACCGGUGUUAUGUGAUAGGCCUUUAGAUAGCUCAAAGCCGGCUUUUUGUAACCAGUUGUACCUUGUAGCCGAGGCGAGUAAUUGAGUGACGGACGGUGGGGGAGGGGGCUCUCGAGUUGCGAGAGAUCUCCUCUCCAGGGGUUUGCACGACUUUCUAGCACUUCGGUUUUGGGUAUCUCUCCACCGUCCGUCACCCUGUUAUAUCCCUUCUCUUAAAGCUCAAAUUUCAUCUAUUUAUUUUAACAGUUAAAGGAUAUUGAAACAUUCAAAAUUACAAUUAGUUAGAUUUUAAUGAGUUAUAUACAAUUUGUUAUCUGAUCUCAAUCUAGAAACAAUAUUUUGGUUGUCUAUUAUAAAAGUUUGUCCCUUAUCCAAACACAUCUACAAGGUUUAUAAAUUUGAUUUUCCUUCCGAAAUCUUGUAUAUUUUAUUAAUACAUAACUUUUAAGCUGCUUUAAUAUUAGUUCGUUAAGAGCAAUAGGUUAUAAAAUGUAAUUGUUUAUAGAAAAAAUUUCAUUCACCUCUGAUAUCUUAGACAUUAUUUGCCAAAAUAAUAAUUCAGAAUUAAAAUAACUUAUAUAAAAACUGCUAUUAGACUAUGUAUGAUAUGAACAUUUAUUUUACAUAAUGAUGUAAUAUGUCUCAUAAAACUGAAUGAUCUUUACCCACACAUCAGUGAUGUCUUUUUCGUCAACAGGCCAAUCAGUUGUUAUUCUUACUGAUCAUUACACUCAUACCACUAUGUCUCCAAGCUCCAAUAAUAAUAUGAUUAAAAGUAUACUUUAAAAAUAAUAUGGCUUACAUUUCUAUUGCAAAAAUGAAAAAAGGUGCUAUGGUGGCCUACAAAUUUAGUUAGUUAAAAUCUUUUAAGAUUAAUCAACAGCAUGGUUUCAUGAAUAAUUGCCGUAUGAUUUUUUUCUAUUAAACCGAGAUGACAGAUCAACUGCCAUCUCACUGCCGUUUACUUACUGCCAGCUAUUAACUGCCGAGUAUUAAAUGGUCAAUUAUGACUCUUCAAAUGUCUUAGUUUUACUAGGGGACAUCAGUUUGUAUAAUUGCACAAGAAAUGACCUUUUAUUGAAUCACUUUUAACCAAAUGGACCGAAUGCAACUACAGUAAUUUACAAGAGAAAAUUACAUAGAAUAAAAAUUGUAAAAAUGUCUUUAAAUAAUGUUUCCACCUACAGUUGGUUACAGCUUGUUAUAGAUUAUAACUGAGAUAUUACCUAGUUAUAAUUAAAGUUCUUGUAAGUCUACUUCUAGGUUUAAUGUUGUAAUUACUUUUGUUUGUAUAAUGAAUUAAUUCCUAAAAUAAGAUUUAAAUGUUAAAUAUCAAUGAACUAAAUCUAAUAAUAUUGUUAGUGUUUGAUUUACAAUCUAAUAAAUAUUU
Macrosteles quadrilineatus (aster leafhopper) is the source of this 5099-nucleotide messenger RNA. RefSeq lists its product as uncharacterized. The record is from RefSeq and is a predicted model, not a curated record. NCBI's taxonomy places the organism in Eukaryota, Metazoa, Arthropoda, Insecta, Hemiptera, Cicadellidae. The transcript has 20 exons. Bases 60 to 3671 code for a protein of 1203 amino acids.